Helicoverpa zea (corn earworm) is the source of this 2154-nucleotide messenger RNA. It is a transcript of the gene deltaCOP, whose product is annotated as coatomer subunit delta. Lineage: Eukaryota; Metazoa; Arthropoda; Insecta; Lepidoptera; Noctuidae. Gene Ontology annotation, cellular component: COPI vesicle coat; cytosol. The coding region runs from base 146 to 1666 and encodes 506 amino acids. The transcript is spliced from 15 exons. Gene Ontology annotation, biological process: retrograde vesicle-mediated transport, Golgi to endoplasmic reticulum; Golgi localization; endoplasmic reticulum to Golgi vesicle-mediated transport. The record is from RefSeq and is a predicted model, not a curated record.
AUACAAACAUAUUUUCUGGGUAGAUUUUAAUGAUGGCAAUCUUUAUUUAAAAAAAGUCGUCUACACGUCAUCUCGGUGUGUUGGCUGUCAAGUUUGCAAAUUGUGAUUAUUUUAUGAUAUUUGAGAAAUUUAAAGCUAUAUCAAAAUGGUGCUCAUAGCGGCAACAGUAUGUACGAAGUCAGGAAAAGCUCUGGUUUCACGUCAAUUCGUCGAAAUGACGAAGGCACGUAUCGAGGGCUUACUUGCUGCCUUCCCGAAGCUCAUGACUGGGGGGCGACAACAUACAUUUGUAGAAACCGAGUCUGUAAGAUAUGUAUACCAACCGUUGGACAAGUUGUACAUGUUACUGAUUACUACUAAAGCCAGCAAUAUCCUGGAAGAUCUGGAGACACUGCGUCUGUUCAGCAGAGUGGUGCCUGAAUACUGCACUCAGUUGACAGAGGCUGAGGUACUGAACCAAGCUUUCAACCUGCUGUUUGCUUUUGACGAGAUUGUGGCUCUCGGGUACAGGGAGAGUGUCAACUUGGCACAGGUUCGCUCCUUCGUCGAAAUGGACUCCCAUGAAGAGAAGAUCUAUCAAGCUGUGCGCCAGACACAAGAGCGCGAAGCCGCUAACCGCAUGCGGGAGAGAGCCAAGGAGCUGCAGCGCGAGAGACUGGAGGCCGCCAAGCGAGGUGUUCCCACACGCAGCCAGAUGGCAUUCGGAAGCAGUUUUAGCAGUUCAUCGAUGUCUUCAUCAGCGGUGUCAGAGCCAAUCGCUGAAAAGAUUCCCACUACACCUGCGCGUGAGACUGCUCGUCCGGCCGGUCGUUCUGCCAUGAAGCUGGGUUCGCGUGGCACGGACGCGGAGUCGUUCGUGUCGCGCCUGCGCAGUGAGGGCGAGGCGGUGCCUGCGCCUGCGCCGCUGCGCCACGACACGCCCAAGCCAAAGCCCACUGAUCAUAAGGAUGUACACUUGCGUUUCGAAGAGCGCUUGACUUUGGUGGCCGGACGAGAUGGUGACGUACAAAACUUUGAACUUAGCGGUCUGCUGACUCUUCGCAUCAGUAACGAGCAGUUCUCUCGUAUACACGUCCAUGUUGACAACCAGGACACCAGGCCACUGCAGCUGCAGACGCAUCCGAACGUUGACAAAGAAGCGUUCCGGUCUGUCGGCGUGAUCGGCCUCAAGCAGAGCCAGCGAGCCUUCCCGCUCAACAGCGACGUCGGCGUCCUCAAGUGGCGCCUCAACGCUAGCGACGACAAGCUGGCGCCGCUCUCAGUGAACUGCUGGCCGUCAGAGGGCGCGGGCGGCGGCUGCGACGUCAACAUCGAGUACGAGCUGGAACACGAACAUCUCACGCUCACCGACGUCAACAUACAUAUACCGCUGCCGUCCGGCAACACUCAGGUGGUGGUACAUCAGUGGGAAGGCAGUUACUCGCAGAAGGGCCGCACACUGCUGUGGACUAUCCCCAUCAUCAACAAGCAACAGAAGUCUGCCAGCCUCGAGUUCACUGUUACCCCAGCGGUACCGAACGACUUCUUCCCCCUGACGGUGACCUGGACAUCAGACACCUCGCUCGCACUCCUCAAGGCUACGAAGGUAACGCAUGCGGAAGAUAAUUCACCCGUCGACUACUCCCAAGAAAUCAGCUUCCACCCAGAUAAGUAUGAAAUUGUGUAAAAACGUCUAUAUAAGACUCAAUAUUCUAAAAAUCUUGAAACUAGCUGUUGUCUGUAAGUACCUCCCACGCCUGCAUAUAAAGUAGCAUAUCCAAAGUAAUAUUGUAAAUGCGAAAGUAAGUCUGUCUGUCGUUUCUUCACCCCUAUACUACUGAACCGAUUUGUGAGAAAUUUGGUACAGACAUAGUUUGGAACUUGAGACAGGACAUAGGAUUUUUAUUACAAAAAAAAUAUAAAAAUAAAAUGUAUUCCGGCCAUAUAGAGCCAUCUAUUGGUCAAACCCAAAAAUCUGCCGGUCGUCACUAUUCCACGCGAACGAAGUCGUGGGCAAAAACUAGUCUUCUAAAAUAAGAACCCUUUCAAAACUAUUGAACUGAUUUGAAAAAUUCACUGUUGGGAAGCUAGACUAUCCCCGAGUAAUAUGGGCUAUCCUUACUAAUAUUAUAAAUGCGAAAGUAACUCUGUCUGUCUGUCUGUUACGCUUUCACG